This is a messenger RNA of Aedes aegypti (yellow fever mosquito), 1616 nucleotides long. Its product is annotated as protein phosphatase methylesterase 1. The coding region runs from base 217 to 1401 and encodes 394 amino acids. The record is from RefSeq and is a predicted model, not a curated record. Gene Ontology annotation, biological process: protein demethylation. Gene Ontology annotation, molecular function: protein methylesterase activity. The transcript has 6 exons. Lineage: Eukaryota; Metazoa; Arthropoda; Insecta; Diptera; Culicidae.
CAUCCCAGUAUGCAACAUAGACCGGCAUCAUUAUGCGUGCCGCUUGAAACAAACCUACGCAGGACAAAAACGUCAAAACAAAGCAAAAAACUUUCUGCCAUCGCUUUUGUUUUGGUCCGCAGUCCAUUUUUGCUCCCCUUCUCGGGUCAAUCGGUGCUAGCAGAUUGAAGAAAGGACAAUUUUUCGAGUUAUUUGAAUCUUUCGGCGUAAAAUAACAUGUCCAACUUGCAACGCGUCAUGAUGAAGUCCCGUCUCCCGCCAAUGUGUCCCAAUCCGAAGUUUCCCAAGCCGACGGAUCGUGGGUUUCGCCGCCAGACGGAUUAUAAUCCCAUCAUGUGGAGUGAGUAUUUUGCCGAGAGUCGCGACGUGGCCACAAAACACGGCGUGUUCCGGGUGUACUUGACGGACCAGCCGCGAUCUCCCGGUCCGCUGCUAGUUAUGCUCCACGGGGGAGGCUUUUCCGCCCUGUCGUGGGCUCAUUUUAGCAUGGAGAUCUCGAAGAUUAUACAUUGCCAGUGCUUGGCCAUAGAUAUAAGAGGACACGGGGACACAACCACUGAACAUGAAGAUGAUCUUUCGGCGGAAACUUUAGCGCAGGACAUUGCCGAUGUUCUGCACUCCAUGUACGAAGAAUCUGCACCACCGGUGAUUCUUAUAGGUCAUUCAAUGGGGGGAGCGAUUUGCGUCCAUUUGGCCAAUAUGGAAGUCAUCAGCAGUCUAAUUGGCAUUGUGGUAAUCGACGUCGUGGAGGGAACCGCUCUCGAAGCGUUGGCCAGUAUGCAGAGCUUUUUGAGAUCCCGCCCGAGCACGUUCAAAAGCAUUCAACAUGCCGUCGAGUGGAGCGUUCGGAGUGGUCAGAUUCGCAAUAUAGAAUCCGCCAGGGUCUCAAUGCCUGGGCAGAUUGUGAACAUCGAGACGGGGAAACUGUCAACCAACGAACUUCCUCUGACCGAGGAUUCUCUCGAGCCACGAACAAAGUUUGCCAACCCAAACGCAAUAGCCGAAGACGGUGAAAUACAACCGCCGGUUGAGACUGAUGGUCCCGUCCCUGCCGAAAUCCCCAUACCUCCCGCAAACCUCAAGAAGUACACAUGGCGAAUCGAUCUGUCCAAGUCGGAGAAGUAUUGGGAGGGCUGGUUCCAAGGGCUCAGUCAAAAGUUCUUGGACGUUAAAGUUCCCAAAUUACUUCUCCUGGCAGGCAUCGACAAUCUAGAUCGGGCCCUCACGGUUGGCCAAAUGCAGGGUAAAUUCCAGCUGCAGGUAUUGGCCCGGUGUGGGCAUGCGGUUCACGAAGACAGACCCCACGAGGUGGCCGAAGUGAUCGGAACGUACUUACUGAGGAACAAGUUCGCCGAAGCGUCGGGCGAGGGACAAUUCCUCAAGCAUAUGCCAGCCUGUUGAACUAACGGUAAGAUCUUAAUGUUAAACAAAAACAAAAUGUUUUAGAUUGAUUAUGAAAAUUUAGGCAUACCUCAGUCAAAACAAUUUCCUAAAUAGUAGGAUGCGCUUAGUUUACCAGAAUAAUUUUCCACUUUUUUCUACGUAGAUCCCGAAUCUUUUUAGAUUAUUUAUGAAAUUACAUUAAUUUAUUUGCAUUACAAACAUUAAAAGGAAAA